CUUUUUUUGUACGAGUUACGCGGGACUGGGAGAGAUUGACUACUUGACCUCCACUGAAUUGACUGCAAGUGACGACGAAGAAGGUUGGUUGCAGGUUUGAAAUCGAGACCAGCUCGACAAACCUCAGAUCAAGCAAGAUGCUGUCAAGAACAGCAGGCUCAGGCCUGGGGGCCACAGGCCUCUACAGGUCGGCGGCAACUAAACAGCCCUUAAUCACAAACCAAAGAUGCUUCUCACAAACACCAUCUCGCCAAGGAACUGUAAUCCGAUUUUCCAAGACCCGCAAACCCGAACUGAACAAAGUACUCACUACCAUGCGAGACGAGAUCUUGCUCCCAUACUACAUCCCCGCCGACCAGCGCAAGCUCCUCGUCCGGACGAAAAAUAAGGAAAAACUCGCCAAGAACCCCAUAGUAUUGGAAGUCGACGAGAAGAUCUACAAGUUUGGCUUUAGGGAUCCCAGGGUCGACAACCCGAGCCCCCGCGACACCAUGUUGCAAGCCAUCAAUUUGAUGGAUACGGACAGGGACUUUAACAACCUCAACCUGCUGCUUGAGGGCUUGCACUCGGUAGCCAAGCUGCAGUGGCAGCGGCCUUGGGAUAUGGCCAGGAUUGUGCGCCGGGCUGGCCAUCACGGCCAGAUCCUCAAGAUCCUCGAGGCGGCACGUCGCGUCGAGGCCACCGGCAUGAAGCUGGACAAUGCCGAGGUCGUCUCGGAGCUCAUGUACUGGAUCCAGGAGAGGGCAUUCGGCCUGAAGCCCGACGCCGAGCAUUGGAGCCAGAAGGGCACCGUGCAGGCCCUCAAGUGGGCCGACAUGGUGGUCGACAUGCUGCACCUGCCAGAGCACAAGCCGACGGUCACGCCCAAGGGCCAGCCCGGCGGUCUGGCCUUCAUGUACGACCCCAAGGUCAGGGGCGCGCAGCUUCACCUUGCCGCCGCACUGGCAGUCAAGCACCCGCAGCCCGAGAACCCCGAUGUGGACGCCGCACAGAGGAAACGGGUCACCGAGCUCGCCACCGGUCUGACCCACUCGUGGCCUGCCGGGAAGGGCCUGCGUGAGAUUCACCCGGACCACGUCGACAAGAAGGGUUACCAUUAUUUCAUCGGUCAUGACUGCGGAUUCCUCCGCGUGGCCGUUCCCAUUCUGCACGGUCUUGAGUUGGCCAUGACGAUUGUCGAGCCUGAGCUUUCAGAGCAGCUCAAGUCGAGGCGAGAUGCGCUGGCUGCUGAAGUGAACGAGGUCAUGGCCAAGGGGCCGGAGAAAAUAGUAAACGGUUUGAAGACUUAUGAUGUUCUCUUUGGUACGGAGCACGCUCCGGCAGAUUCAAAACCUGUACCCGAGACUGAGGCGGAGGCGGAGGCGAAGGCAUGAUGAUGCAUGGUGGCAGAAGCUGGAGAAGCGAGCCGUGGUUGUAUAACAAUAUAUUGUAUUGACUACUCUGUGGGAUAUAUUUUUGUCUGUGUCACAUGGAAGAAGAAAAAAACGGGCAUUAGACUUUUGGCGCUUUCUUUUUUGUUUGUCUCAUAGUGCUUGAUAAAAAGUACGUGCUACAUAUACAACGCUUGAUAGUAAAAAGUCUUGUUGCAAAGGGAAGAAGAGCCUUCUCGCGACAGCCAUUUGAGAACGAAAAGAAUAUGUAUAUAAUCAAGGCAGAACAAUGUACUUCUCCAAGUGCUUUGGUAUCGCCGAGAGCAGCUUCUUGUCCUCCAGCCACUUUCUCGAAAA
Messenger RNA from Pyricularia oryzae 70-15, 1727 nucleotides. RefSeq lists its product as uncharacterized. The coding region runs from base 138 to 1373 and encodes 411 amino acids. The transcript is spliced from 2 exons. The record is from RefSeq and is a predicted model, not a curated record. NCBI's taxonomy places the organism in Eukaryota, Fungi, Ascomycota, Sordariomycetes, Magnaporthales, Pyriculariaceae.